AUGGUGGAGCUUCGCUCUCUCUGGCGGUUUCUCUUAACACCACGAAAAACGUUCGAGAACGACGCGAGACGAACUUCCGGGCGUUUCAGAGCAAGUCAAGCCACCUCGUACCAGACUCUGGGGGGUGCGCGGCGGUCGCUCGUUUGCGUGUCCCUGGGAGAUAGAAUAGACCGGGCGCCUGAGGUUGGAAUGACCCCACUAGCUUCCAGCAGAUGUGUUACGAUGAAGGAACCGCACAAGAAGGCCGCCGACAGGGAGCAUCCAGCAGACGAAACGCAGUCUCAGGGCCCAACGCAGGGAGUCGCUAUGCCGGUAUCUGAGGCGAGCGGGCGGGAGGACGAGGGCGAGCGAGGGCGAAGAUGA
Nannizzia gypsea CBS 118893 is the source of this 363-nucleotide messenger RNA. RefSeq lists its product as hypothetical. Bases 1 to 363 code for a protein of 120 amino acids. The transcript is spliced from 2 exons. The record is from RefSeq and is a predicted model, not a curated record. Lineage: Eukaryota; Fungi; Ascomycota; Eurotiomycetes; Onygenales; Arthrodermataceae.